AUGGCCGCGCCCGUGCCAGCGCCUAGAACGCGUUUGGCGUUUCAUCCUAACAAUAUACAUACCACAAUCAAAGUCUACGCGCGUUGUCUUCGCCCCGACAUCGAAUACAAAACCCUCUCCGUCACCUGGGGUACCACAGCCAAGGAAGUGGUCUCCACGCUGCUGGGGAAGUUCCGCAUGAGGCACAGAGACCCUCGGCUGUUUUAUCUCAGCAUGGAAGUCAGGGUACGAGCUGCUGGUCUUCGAACCACCCUGGUGCUGGAUGAUGAUGCAAGACCGGCAGCACUACAGGCCUGUCAUCCUAAAGGAUACUCCAAAUUUUCUCUUCAAAUGCGCCCUGGUGGCUUGGUGAAGAUCUACGACUCCGCUCUCAUGUCCUCAUCACAGUAUAAGUGCCUGCUUACAAGUGAGAGGACCACUGCUGACGAGCUCCUGGCUAUCCUCUUACAUUGCUAUGACUCAACGGAAGGCGUUGAGAGGUUCUCGUUGUAUGAGGUUUGCCCAGCACAAGAAUACGAAAGGAAACUUCACCCAGACGACCUUCCACUUCUGGUCCAACGCGCGUGGCCCUCAGACAGUGACUGCCACUUCAGGGUUCGAAGGAAUCCUCGAGCGCCCCCAUUGCCCCCACGGACUAUCCCCCUCCCAGAAGCAGAAGAAGAACCUUCUAGGGCAUUAUCGGCUCUAUCCCUUGAGUCUGACAGCGAUAACCGAAGGUACAGCCCAGUAUACAAGUUUCCAAGUAUAAGUUAUUGCAGGGAAACAAAAAAUGAUUAUUUGUAUAUAUGA
This is a messenger RNA of Pieris macdunnoughi, 789 nucleotides long. NCBI's taxonomy places the organism in Eukaryota, Metazoa, Arthropoda, Insecta, Lepidoptera, Pieridae. The record is from the annotation of a GenBank genome assembly.